Molecule: messenger RNA, 700 nt
Organism: Aricia agestis (brown argus)
Lineage: Eukaryota; Metazoa; Arthropoda; Insecta; Lepidoptera; Lycaenidae
Exons: 6
Coding region: 91-642 (183 amino acids)
Source: RefSeq, a predicted model, not a curated record
AGUGCAGUUACAGUGCGAGUAGACUGGUCAAAGGCAGCAGACGCGAGCGUGCUCCUGAGUUUACACAGUCAUAACAAGUUAGCUGCUACCAUGACAACUUCUAUAUUUAUACUCGUGCUCGCAGUACAUUCGUUGUCAGCUGUAGCAGCAAACAAUGACAUACCAGAAGAAUGCCGGGACCUCACAUACUGCACUGUGAAAGGACCGAACUACCCACAAGAAAAAAUUAAUAACAUGUACAAAAAUUUACAAAAAAAACUUGUCGUGCAAAGUCUGGCACCUGAAAUCACAUUUCCCAGUCGCGGUAGCGGGCCGACGGCCGACGGGGAAGACGACUGUGAAGUUACUACAACAGUGGAGGAUAUCUAUCACGUGCGUGAAGACGUGAACAAGCCGUGGCGGACAGUCGUCCAGGUGCCGAAUGUAGACUACUUGCAGAGAGUCCGUUUAGUCAUAUGCGUGCAAAAAGAUGCGACGUGCUUCAACACUUUCGCGAAGGGUUUAAGCCAAUUUGUUACGUACUGCCAUCAGAAGUACAUCAGCUAUAAAUUCUUAGUUCUGAAGAAUGACAACAGCAAUGAAACAGAAACCGCCAUAGGACAGCUGCCCGUUUGCUGUUCGUGCAGAUAUAAAGAAGUUUGAAAAAACAAAAGUACCCACAACGAAUAAUAACUGAAUACACAUUUAAACUGGAGUUAGA